UCACCUCACCAACACCUAACACGGGAUAUGAAUAUUUGAUUUUUUAAAAAAUUCAUUUAAAAAGAAAGAGCGGAAGUUCCUUGGAGGCAGGGCCCUAAACGACGGCGUUUAGAAAGAAAAUUCCUUUCGUGGUGGUGGAGGCACAUUAAAUGGUAAUAAAAUGUGCAGUUUAUGACGUUAAGAAAUGCGGUUUGUUGUCUGGGCGCAGAGUGUGGAAAAUGAAAUGGGAUAUGCAGAUGGAAGAAAUCGAAGCGAUUCUGGAAAAGAUUUGGGACAUUCACGACAAGCUCAGCGACGCUAUUCACUCCAUUUCCAGAUCCCACUUCCUCACUUCCGUCAAAACCCUCAAAAACUCUUCCAACGCUUCUAACCGCGCCGGUUUCGUCUUCGUCAAGGACUUCGCACCCCCCGCCGCACCCGCCGCCGCCUCCUCCGCCGGUGACGACGACGACGACGACGCCCUUCGCGAGGCCAAGAGCCUCAACGCGAUACGCACCGCUCUCGAGAACCUCGAGGACCAGCUCGAGUUCUUCCACACUAUUCAAACCCAGCAACGAGUUGAGAGAGAUGCUGCAAUCGCACGUUUAGAACAGAGCAGAAUUGUUCUUGCAAUGAGACUGGCAGAACACCGUGGUAAAAAAUAUAAAGUCAUUGAAGAAGCUCUUGCUUUUGUUGGAGAUGUACAUGUUGCACCUGAUAUUCUUUAUGGACAACCAAACUGUUCUAAGAAUUUUGUGACUGACAAAGCAAAGGGAUCUAAUAUUCUUAUCAAUAUUUUUGUCUCAAGUUUCAAUUUUGUGAAGAAAACCCUUGGAUUGGAUCAUAUGGGUGGAAUAGUGGGCAAUGCUGCUUUGGUUGCAGUUAGCAUGAUAGCUUUGCUUCAUUUACAUCAGGUAACUAAUCAUGAGCAGCCAUAUGGGCAAGAAUAUAGAGUUCAGAGCGACAGAACUGUGAGAAGAACAGAAUUGGUCGGUUCUUCGUCUGAUGCCCAUUCCAGUAAUUUGGAUGUAUUGUUGGCUAGAGGUUAGGAUUAAACUUCUAUCCCAAUGAUGAAAUGAUGAGUGGCUUGUGUUUUCAGAGUGUUUUUUUCCUUUUCCUUUUUUGUGCUCUUGUUCUUUUUUUUUCCUUGGUUACAAAAGAGGCAUGAGUCUUGGUGUUGUGAGGGGAGGAGGCAAAGCAUGGUGUCACUUGAGCCAAGGCUCUUGGGCGUCUUCUUGGUUUUUGUUGCCACAGAAAGUUUUAAAAGUGGCAUUAUAGUUUAUCUUACAAGGGCAAGAGAAAGGCUGUGUUUGCUGGAUUCCUUGUUGAGUUGCAGAUUCUCGAAGUAUUACAGUUAGUUGGAAAUCAACACAAAUGUUUCUUUUUUCUGCUAGAUAGUGUCAUCUGUGGUAGAAUCCUGCGUCAAUUUUGUCAAUUUUAGUUGAUGGAAUGUGAAUGCCUUCUACCUUCUCUUUUCUUGUUACAAUCAAUUCUGUGAAUACGUUUAUGUUGCAAUGAAGGGUGUUUACCUCAAAGAAAUUGAUUAUGUGGUACUGUUGGUAGUUA
Messenger RNA from Cajanus cajan (pigeon pea), 1545 nucleotides. RefSeq names its product plastid division1 (gene PDV1). NCBI's taxonomy places the organism in Eukaryota, Viridiplantae, Streptophyta, Magnoliopsida, Fabales, Fabaceae. Gene Ontology annotation, biological process: chloroplast fission. The record is from RefSeq and is a predicted model, not a curated record.